AUGGCCACUCCCCAUGUUUCUCUGACACAGUCUCUCGCUGUCUUCCCCAAAACCUUAAACCCCUCGAAACUUUUGGAGCUCUCAAAUUUAGACAGGCAGUGUCCUUUACAUAUGUACCUUAUUUUCUUCUACAAUCCUUCUUCUAUUUACACUAACUCAUCACUUGAUUCAGUGUUCACCAAACUGAAGAUUGGUCUAGAAGAAACGUUGUCGGUCUGGUCCCCGGCGGCUGGUCGGUUGGAGCCGAACCCGGCGGAUGGCAAGCUGAACCUCCGGUGUGACAACCGCGGUGCGAUUCUAGCUCAGGCGGUCACGGAUGUGAAGAUAUCAGAACUUGGGGAUCUCUCAAAUUAUAAUGAGUUCUUUGAGGAGUUGGUUCAUAAACCUGCUUUGGAUGGGGAUUUUUGUGAGUUCCCUUUGGUUGUGGCUCAGGUGACAAGAUUUGGGUGUGGAGGAUACUCCAUUGGAACUGGAAUAAGCCAUUCAUUAUUCGAUGGACCAGCUGCAUACGAGUUUCUAAGUGCAUGGGCGACAAAGUCAGCCAUUUUCAAGGACGACAAGGAGCAAUAUGGGGUUGAGUUGCAGAAGCCCGUGCAUGAGAGGGGGAGGCUUUUGAUGGGAAGCGUCCCGAAUCGGUGCUCGGGGAAGCGAUCGGCAGCUGGGUCGGGAGCGGGGGCGGUGGCAAUCGAUCAUUUGUACAAGUUGAUAAUGCAAAGUGCCAUGGGGAAUGAGGAAAUGGAGAAAAAGGAGUAUGGUUGUAGAACACUUCGAGUGAGCAGAGGGAUGAUUGAGACGUUGAAGAAGAAGGCUUUUGGGGAAAAUGGUGGCUUUCCUUGUUCUUCAUUUGAUGUUAUUGCUGCUCAUCUAUGGAAGGCAAGGACCAAGGCUCUGUCUGUAAGCAAAGAAAAGAUGGUGUGCUUACAAUUCGCAGUGGACGCCAGGAACAAGCUGAAGCCUCCUCUGCCCAAAGGCUUCAGCGGCAACUCCUUUGUGCUCGCUUCUGUGGCCUUACCUGCAAAACAAUUAGAGGAAGAAAGCUACAAAACAAUAAUCGAGAUGAUUCGAGACGCCAAGUCUCAGGUCGACGACGACUAUGUCAAUGCAUACCAACUCGGCCUUGAUGGCCCUCAAGCUACACUUCCUCCUCUCAAGGAGCUCACUGUCAUAUCAGAUUGGACCAGAAUGCCAUUCCAUAAGAUUGAGUUCUUACAUGGAGAAGCCGCCUAUGCAUCUCCUUUGAAGCCACCGAUCCUCGACGUCGCUUACUUUCUGCAGAACCCCACAGAUAGCCAAGCGAUCGAUGUUCGGGUCACUUUGCUCUCGCAAACUCUUGAUGCUUUUUCAACCUACUUUUUGACUAGCAUGCAGUAA
This is a messenger RNA of Cucurbita pepo subsp. pepo (vegetable marrow), 1371 nucleotides long. Its product is annotated as brassinosteroid-related acyltransferase 1-like. Lineage: Eukaryota; Viridiplantae; Streptophyta; Magnoliopsida; Cucurbitales; Cucurbitaceae. Gene Ontology annotation, molecular function: acyltransferase activity, transferring groups other than amino-acyl groups. The record is from RefSeq and is a predicted model, not a curated record.